Messenger RNA from Pyricularia pennisetigena, 273 nucleotides. RefSeq lists its product as uncharacterized. NCBI's taxonomy places the organism in Eukaryota, Fungi, Ascomycota, Sordariomycetes, Magnaporthales, Pyriculariaceae. The transcript is spliced from 4 exons. The record is from RefSeq and is a predicted model, not a curated record. Gene Ontology annotation, molecular function: protein heterodimerization activity. Bases 1 to 273 code for a protein of 90 amino acids. Gene Ontology annotation, cellular component: kinetochore; nucleoplasm. Gene Ontology annotation, biological process: mitotic cell cycle; kinetochore assembly; chromosome segregation.
AUGGCUCCAGGACGGAAGCUUUAUCCACGGGCGACCGUCAAGAAAAUCAUCAAGGCCGAGUCCGAUUGCAAUGUUAGCAAGGAUGCCGACGUCACGGUCAGUGAGGCCCCAAGCCGCCAGCAUCCUGGACGCAUAUUCGUCGACUAUAUCCGCUUCUUGCAGACUGUGGUGAAGGAAGCAGCAAUUGAGAGCAAAAAGGCUGGCGAGAAAGGCAUCACUCCAAGGAGCGUCAAGAAAGUCACGCCAGACUCGCUCUCCAAAUUCAAGCUAUGA